Messenger RNA from Pediculus humanus corporis (human body louse), 609 nucleotides. RefSeq lists its product as uncharacterized. Lineage: Eukaryota; Metazoa; Arthropoda; Insecta; Psocodea; Pediculidae. The transcript is spliced from 2 exons. Bases 1 to 609 code for a protein of 202 amino acids. The record is from RefSeq and is a predicted model, not a curated record.
AUGGCUUGGGGAUAUUGGAGUGCCACGUCCGUGCUACCGGAUAGAGGUCGAUCGCCGAGGAGGCAAAGCAGCCUUCCCGCUCCGACUCCGGCUCCCGUUUCGAUCAUGUCGAAUCCGAGCAUGAGCAGCGAAAUCGGUCCGGAGAAUAAUCACGGGAACGCAGCGGGUAGCACGACGUCGGAAGAAACGGAAGAAUUACCAUCGAGACGUCCCUCCUUGGAUUUGCCCACGGGUCCUCCGAGAGGAUUGUCGGUCGUUUUGUGCGGAGGAUCUCGAACGGAUUCCCUGAGGAGACGGUACAUACCCGACGAUAAAGAUAUCAUAUUGAAUCAACAAGAGUGUUACGUUCACGCUCAUCAGCCUCUGUACGCGGAAUGUCACAUUCACAGCAGGGAAAGAAUGAGGAGGACGACGACGACGGACGGGUUGUCGGAUUCCGAGGAAGAAUCAUCGGAUCCGGGUUACGCAUCGGGUAUAAAAAUGUUCACGCUUUGCUCCGAUAACGAAGAUGAAGAAUCGGAGCCAGGAUAUGAAUCAGGUGGGCACGAUAGAUUUUUAUGCAUGACCCCCUUGAAUUUUGAGAAAGCACAAGGAGCACAACACAUGUAG